Alternaria rosae is the source of this 1335-nucleotide messenger RNA. Its product is annotated as amidase signature domain-containing protein. The record is from RefSeq and is a predicted model, not a curated record. The transcript is spliced from 2 exons. The coding region runs from base 1 to 849 and encodes 282 amino acids. Lineage: Eukaryota; Fungi; Ascomycota; Dothideomycetes; Pleosporales; Pleosporaceae.
AUGGGUGCGGUGGUGAUUGGAAAGACAAAGACUACCCAGUUUGCGCUUGGGGAACGACCAACAGCCGACUAUGUGGAUCAGCUAGCACCCUUCAACCCUAGGGGAGACGGUUACCAGCAUCCCCAGGGUUCAUCAGCCGGUUCUGGAGCUGGACUUGCAUCGUAUGACUGGAUGGAUAUCGCAACUGCCUCCGAUACUGGGGGCUCUCUAGCUACUUUUCUUGACGCCAAUUUGACAACGUUCAACGCCAACGCCAGUUUCAAUGCAUACGCGAACAUCUCUGAAGGCAUAGCAUCCUAUCUCGGCUCUACAUAUUCCAACAUCACCAACGUGGAUCAGUACCGCAACCUUGGUCUACCUUUUAGAGAGCAGUAUAUUGCCAAGUUUGGCAAAGCCCCCUACUGGAAUCCGCAAACACGAGCGCGAUGGAAUCGGGCCGCCACUUUGCCAACCUCUAGCUAUACCACUGCUAUGGAGCGCACGCACACCUUCCAGACAUGGUUUCGAGACACGCUGACGCCAUCAUGUGAGUCAACGUUGGUGCUGUACCCUAUGGGUGCCGGUACAGAAGACUACCGCGACAUCUACACAGCCGCUCCAGGUGGUAUAUUUGCUGCUGGACUACCCGGCAACCAGAUGUCAGUUCUGGCUGCGCUACCCGACUACACGGUGCCAAUUGGCGAACGGGCAUUUCUCAGCAGGGUUACUGAGCGAAACGAAACGCUCCCCGUUACCAUUGGCAUGGUAGCUGCGGCAGGUUGCGACCACAUGCUCAUGAAUCUGGUUGCUGAACUUGCUGACGUUGGGAUCAUUGCGGAAAGUGUCAAAACCGGGUCUGAGAUAUACUAGGGAAGGCAGGAGUAUACCCAUGGGGCUUAAUACACCGAGAACCCGAAGUACGUGCCUGUGCGACCUGCGCAUUCAACAAUUCCACAUCACAAGACCUGCACCGCUUGGCUUUGAUGCGUGUCAUGUUUUCCUACCUUCCGAACAUAUCCUUGCUGUGAUUGGCGGACUAAACUUCUAGAUUUCCUGUCGAUCACCAAAGUAAUCUAAGGUGUCAUCCACCAGCAGCGCACUACGAACUCGCUAGCUGAUCUUGCUGCUUUGGCGCAUACCGCGCGGAGCUUUCAUAUGACAUCUCUUUGCCUCAGUCUCUGACAUUCUUCUACUCCGUGUUUUCUUCGCCUCGAAAAUGAUUCUUUGUACUGUUCUGCCCCUGCUAAUAUCCUCCGUUGCCGCUCUCGCUUUUCCGGGCGCAGAAGGCUUUGGGCGAAACGCUGUCGGCGGUCGUGGUGGCACCGUCUAUGUUGUGACAAAUCUCAAUGAUAGCGG